This is a messenger RNA of Capsicum annuum, 2087 nucleotides long. Its product is annotated as protein IQ-DOMAIN 2. Bases 353 to 1753 code for a protein of 466 amino acids. The record is from RefSeq and is a predicted model, not a curated record. NCBI's taxonomy places the organism in Eukaryota, Viridiplantae, Streptophyta, Magnoliopsida, Solanales, Solanaceae. The transcript has 6 exons. Gene Ontology annotation, molecular function: protein binding.
UAUUAAAAGCAAACCAAAAGGACUUAUAAUCAGAAGCAUCUAAUCAUUUUCUACUGGAUAAUAAAUAAAACAGUAAGAUAAUUGCAAAUUAGAGAUAUGGGGUCCACUUACCAGCUGGUCUUCUUUCAUUCAUAGUUGAAUUCUUCAUCAAGAUCUGAUUUUUAUCACACUACAAGUGCCUAAAAGAGUACUAAAGCAAAAGGGGUCCAACACUUUCUUGAUCUUUUUUGUUACCCUGUAACAUAUUGAGAUAAAGUUACAUUCUUUGAAGAACAAAAUAGAUAUAUUAAUCUGAGAUCUGAAGAAGCAGCUCCACUUUUCCAACAGGGGAAAAUUAAGGAAUGAAUUGAAAAUGGGGAAGAAAGGAAGCUGGUUUUCUUCAGUAAAGAAAGCUCUGAGCCCAGAUCCUAAGAAAGCAAGUAAAUCAAAGAAGAAAUGGCUUGGGAAAGAAAAGGAUCCAGUUCCAGAUUCUUCGUCCCUGGUUGCUGCCUCAGUGUCUCCUCCUCAUCCUGUUCCUCAUGUGGAAGAGGUCGCACUGGCUGAAGUGGAAGAGGAGCAGACAAAACAUGCAUACUCCAUUGCAACUUCCACUGCUGCACCUGUUGAAGCUGCUGCUGGAACUUCCCGGGCUGCUGUAGAGGUUAUCUCAUUGACUAAAGUGACUAAGUUUGCAGGCAAAUCAAAGGAGGAACUAGCCACAAUCAGGAUUCAGACUGCAUUUAGAGGAUAUCUGGCUAGGAGGGCAUUGAAGGCUUUAAGAGGGCUAGUCAGACUCAAAUCACUUGCUGAUGGAGCUACAGUCAAAAGGCAAACUGCCCAUACUUUAAAAUUCAUGCAAAUGCUAUCUCGUGUGCAGUCUCAGAUUUGUUCUAGAAGGAUUAGGAUGUUGGAGGAGAAUCGAGCGCUCCAGAGGCAACUUAUGCAGAAACAUGCAAAAGAACUUGAAAGUUUGAGGAGAGGGGAGGAAUGGGAUGAUAGUGCGCAAUCAAAAGAGCAGAUUGAAGCAAGCUUGCUCAGCAAAUAUGAAGCUGCAGUGAGACGAGAAAGAGCACUAGCUUAUUCAUAUUCACAUCAGAAAACCUGGAAGAAGUCACCAAGAUCUGCCAACCUGUUGUUUAUGGAUCCAUCCAAUCCUCAGUGGGGUUGGAGCUGGUUAGAUCGCUGGAUGGGCGCUAGACCUUUGGAAACCCAAAGUAUGUCAGAGAAGGAACUUAAAAAUGAUCAAAUGUCUGUUGGAGGAGAAAUUACCAAAGCAUUUGCCCGGCAUCAGUUGAAUUCUGACCUCCCUUCUCCAUCCAGCCAAAAUCCAAGGCACCAAUCUCCUAUAACCCCUUCCAAGCCAGCCAAUUCAGUAGCAUCCAGAAAAUUGAAAUCGGCAAGAGUAGCUGCAAUAAGCCAAGAUGAUGAUGCCCGAAGCAUGAUCAGUGUUCAAUCAGAACGUAACAGGAGGCAUAGCAUUGGGGUAUCAUCUAUAAGAGACGAUGAGAGCUUGGGAAGCUCCUCCUCUAUACCAAGUUACAUGGUACCUACUAAGUCAGCUAAAGCAAAAACACGUUUGCAAAACCCUUUAGGCCUGGAGAACGGUACCCCAGAAAAGGGACCAGCAGGGUUUGUCAAGAAACGGCUCUCUUACCCGCCUUCACCGGCUAGACCAAGGCGGCAUUCAGGCCCACCAAAGUUGGAGAAUACCUCCAUGAACACUUCUCUGAACACAUCCUUUGCUGAGGACAAUGUCAAAGAAGUCAUCAACUAAUUAUUCUUGCCACAAGUAAGAAUCUAUCCUGCUGCCCUACUACAUGAGUUAUAUGCAGUUAAGAGAUAAAGAUGUCUGGAACUCACCUUCUCCAUAAAAUUCUUAUUAAUUUGUUGCUGUAUUUGGGCUCAACGCGGGUGGUUCUUGCUUUUAUAUAUUUCCUCCUUCCAGAGUCGUUGAGCAAGUGAGGUUGUGAUAGUUGUGAAUCAUUUUACAGAACAUUUUUCUUGAUUGUGAUUAUAUAUGAUUGUAUCCUUAUUAUGUAUCAACAUAGUGAAAAAGACUACAUUAUUUAUUUAUUCGGUUAAAGGUACAUUAUUUUCAGUCUUUAAAA